Molecule: messenger RNA, 1332 nt
Organism: Pseudozyma hubeiensis SY62
Lineage: Eukaryota; Fungi; Basidiomycota; Ustilaginomycetes; Ustilaginales; Ustilaginaceae
Product: 3-hydroxyisobutyrate dehydrogenase
Exons: 1
Coding region: 1-1332 (443 amino acids)
Molecular function (GO): NAD binding; oxidoreductase activity, acting on the CH-OH group of donors, NAD or NADP as acceptor; NADP binding
Source: RefSeq, a predicted model, not a curated record
AUGCAUCGGGGCCCGAUUUGCGCCUGGCUUGUGCGUAAGCUUUCGGUUGCUCAGCGCGGGAAUUCGCUGCACGCAUACGUAGCGUCGGUGAGCUCUUCCACCGAAGAUGCGCCGCCCUUUCGUGGAGGUUGCUGCGCAUCUUCUUCCUCGCUCUCUUCCUCUUCUCGCCCCUCUCUUUCCUCCCUUGCUCUUACAUACCGUCUCUGCUACUCAGUCUUCGUACAAACUCUUCGCAGAAUGGCAUCUCAAUCGCACCUCGGCAGCGCCGACAACGUCAACAUUCCCUACAGCACGCCCAGCACGCCUCAUCCGCAGCAUCAGGUAGGAUGGAUUGGCCUGGGAAACAUGGGCAUCAAGAUGGCAGCCAACUUGGCUAAGCACAUGCGCGAAAUGUCCCCACCCUUGCCGCCGCUUCUCGUGUACAACCGUACCGUAUCGAAGGCGCAGGCUCUAGAAAAGGAGCUGGACGGGCUCGUCAAGGCUGUAGACUCGGUCGAGGCCAUCGGCACACGUUGCGAUCUCAUCUUUACCAGCUUGUCAGACGACGAUGCUGCCGAACAAAUCUACGAAGCUCUCUUGCAAGCUGAAGAGAAACGUGUGGGAAAGCAUGCCCAGGAGCGGAUCUCCUCUGGCUUCUCCACGCUUCUCAUCGACACCAGCACGCUUUACCCCGCUACGACGGGUAAGCUGGAACGCAAAAUCUCGGCGCUCCCCAAACGUCACUUUGUCGCUGCACCUGCCUUCGGUCCUCCACCCAUGGCAGCCACCGCGAAAUUGGUGUUCGCCGUCGCAGGGCCCUACAACUCGAAGAAAUUCGCCUCGCAAUUCCUCGUUCCCGCCAUGGGUAGGAAGAUCAUGGACUUCGGCUCCAACCCCGAACGCGCAGCGAGCUUCAAACUCAUCGGCAACUCCAUCAUCGUUUCCACGAUCGAAAUGCUCAGCGAAACGAUGACGUUGGCGGAAAAGACAGGUGUCGGCAGCGAUCGCGUCUACGAAUGGCUCGAAGAGUUCUACCCAGCACCAUCUGCUCUCGGUUACGGAAAGAAGAUCCUCGACAGCAACUUUCAAGGCGAGAACGGAUUUACGCUUAACGGGGGGAUCAAGGAUGCGAGUCACAUCAUCAAGCUGGGAGAGUCGGUAGACUGUCCUCUACCCAUCAUUGAGUUGGCCAGGCAGCACAUGGUCUCGGCAAGGGCGAUUGGCGGCGCUAACCUGGAUUGGAGCUCGCUGAGCGCUGGCUUCAGGGUGACCGCCGGUGUGGAACCAUUCGAGAAGAAGGAGAUGUUGAAGAAGUGGGCAAAGACCGAGAAGGACGGUGGAUCGUCUUCUUGA